AUGGAAGACUCAGCGGUCAAGCGGCGCAAAUUAUCACCCACGACAUCCAUCCCAAUCGACGCGCCUGCGACUCCAAGCCGAAUACCAGUUCCUCGAGCAGAUGGCGCACAACCUGCCUCACGCAGACCAUCUUUCGCGUCUCCCACAAAAGCGAGCUUAUCUCGACACCACCCGCAAAUUCUGAACAGGCCUCUGUCGUCUGGCGCCGGAAAUGGGAGGCCUGCAAGUCGCAGUAAGAACUUACAAGAUGUCUUCGGGAGGGCCUUGGGAGAAACACAGACCGUGAAAGUAGGGCGGUCUGUUAUCAGCAACGAUGACAAGGAAGGGUCGAGGUCCAUGUCAACGACGCAAGAAAAUGACUCGUCUGCUUGGGACAAUUAUGAUAUGAGCCAAAAGACUCUCCCGGGAGGGCGAAGCAAAGAGCCUGUUGGAGCUGGAAUGAUUGCGAAACCUAACAGGCUGCCGCAAUCGCCUAAGAAGCAGCCUGAGCGUUCAGCUUUAGUGAAUCCUAUUCCGGAUGUGCUGCCAGAAGACUUCAACCCGUUCCUGAAGAAGGGCCUAAGAAGGUCACCUAUAAUCUCUUCAGCUGAAGUUCCGGCGGCAGCUGUGGUUCACGAUCCCAUGGAUGUAGACGAAAACUUCAACCCCUUUCGGAAAGCUGGACUCAGAAGAUCUCCUAUAUCCUCACAACCUCAGAAGGGACUUAGAAGAUCUCCAAUUCCAACGCAGCCUGUCGAAACCAUCCCUAGGAGAUCACCUACCCCACAACAGCAUUUCACAAGCGGUAGAGCGUUAGACGAAUUUAUAGUGUCGCCUGUUCGUUCACAGCCUUUGCAACCAAGUCCUAGGAAGUCACCGUUUCCAUCAAGGUCGGCAUUGAGAAGGUCACCGGUGUUCUCCCAGGAUAUAAAUCCCAUACAUCAGGCAAGCCAGAUAUCCGAACAACGCUUGCUUAGCACUCAAGAAAUCAGUCCCGUGACCCCAGCAAAGCCACCUCCUCCCCCUAGGAGAUUACUUGCAGAGAUAACACGGGACGUGGACGUGUCAGAGCCUGAAAAUGCAUCAUCUGAGUCUAGGCAGGAAGUUGCAUCUGCACCUCUCGAACCGAAUUCACAACCGAAGAUGUUUUUAACAGAGAUACCAAAACUUCAAGAGGAACAAAUCGAGGCUCCUAUUUAUGAUGCCGAGCCAACAUACAAACUGGUACACGAACCGGUACCUGAAGCUAUUGUUUCGACGACCCCUACAGAACCACCGCCUAGGGUCAGCAGCGUCGCCGAGAGCAGAGACUACUCUAUGCAAGAGCAGGAACGGACUCCUGUCCCAAAAAUGACUCAGAGGCCACAAGUUCCAAGUAUAGAUGUCCAAGACCUCAUUCAUGGGACCCGCCGUGUAGAGGAGCCCGAACUGCGGCCUACACCGACGCAACUAGAAAUUCCUGAUCCGGUUGUUACUACGUCGUCUCCCGGAACUCCCGACACACCGAGCAAGAGGGCGAAAAAUCGCAAACUGAAAAUAUCGCCUUUGAGACCUCGCGCUCCGUCGCCCCAAGAACCCAAGGAGCCAGUGCCAUUGCCAUUGACAGAGCUCAAAGCCGAGAAACCUAAGCGGCGCAAAUCAUCACGAUUUAUGAUUCCGGAAGACCCUCAUGCUGCCAAGAAAAGAGCUCGUGAUGACCUGCUCAAGGAGCUCCAGCAAUUACAGGCAGACGUUGCACUUGCGAAUCGGGAGAAUGAGCGCCUGCGAAUACGCUCGGCAUCCAAGAAGAAAGGACAUUCGACAGCUCCAAAUCCAGAUGAACUGCAAUCAAUGCUACUACGGUCCACGGCGCCUGAACCUUCAUCUGAUGCUCGACCAAAACCCACCAGCAUAUUCCAGUCUAUCAACGCAUUUUUGCCAUUUCGGCCACGAAGAAGACCAGCAGCAGCUCCUGUAUCAGAAAAGCCUUUGCCUUCUCACCUCCCUAUUGCACUUACUGAUCCAUUGCCCUAUCUCCAGGCUUUCAGUCCACUGAAGUACAGCUCAACCAUCACUCUGCUCCCUUGUGAACCAAUCUUAAGCGACAAUUCUUCUCAAUCCGAAGAGCAGCCUGUGAUGCAGAGGCAUGUCAUUAGUGCUUCUCAUCCUUCGGGCCUCUUCUCGACAAGGUUCUCAAUGACUGUGGACACAUCCUCGCUCAGUAUCGCUGCUCUCGAUAUCCUCAGGCUGGACAUGAAUGCAGAGAAAGAGUUGGGAAGCUUUAUAAGAGCUCGAGCUAGGUCGGACAGUGUCUUGGGGAAAGAUGUCACGGUGGUGUGCUGGGCAAUGUCUCGCUGGAUUGAGGUGUCGAUACAGCGUGCUAGGUUUUGGUGUACUAUUGAACAUGAGUUCGGGACCCCACAGGCGAGGGCUCGAACACUACUGAAGAAGAAGAAGCGGAAACGACAGGGUGCACCAGACGCCACAGCAGAUGAGAUGGCAGUCGACGAGUCUGAAGAUAGGCAGAUAUGGACGAGGCGGCAGAUGCUUCCUCACAUAGGACGCACGGGCGCAGAGCUGAGUAAUAGUGAGGUUGAGCUGAGGUUUGAAUGGAAGAUCUCUUUUGACUGGACUGGAGAGGUGGAAAGUGCUCUUACGGCGAGUGCAAGGCUGCCUGGAGCUUGGCAACAUGCAGACGAUAGGAGUAGUCUGGCGAAGGUACCAGAUACCUUCGACAAGCUUGUGAAGGAGCGAGGCCCUCUGGGCGCAGUCCGAGCUACUGUUGGAAUAUUCAUGCCAGUGUGA
Molecule: messenger RNA, 2763 nt
Organism: Drepanopeziza brunnea f. sp. 'multigermtubi' MB_m1
Lineage: Eukaryota; Fungi; Ascomycota; Leotiomycetes; Helotiales; Drepanopezizaceae
Source: RefSeq, a predicted model, not a curated record